Actinia tenebrosa (Australian red waratah sea anemone) is the source of this 2041-nucleotide messenger RNA. RefSeq lists its product as uncharacterized. NCBI's taxonomy places the organism in Eukaryota, Metazoa, Cnidaria, Anthozoa, Actiniaria, Actiniidae. The record is from RefSeq and is a predicted model, not a curated record.
AUUUCGUUUCUUUAAAAAUAUCAUUUUUUCUAGAAAUUUCGCGUAAUAAUGUUGUCUUGUAAGUUAAGACUCUUACGUACUCGGACAUUUUAAUUAUGAACUUAAGAACUCUUGAUAACAGGUUAAUAAGUUACGUGUUCGUGCAUGAAGUCGUCGCAUUUAUUGUCAGAGAGGAAGCAUUGCACUCGAAGCCAACGAAUCAAGACAAUUUAAGCCAACACAUCUUAAAAAAACAAGUUCUUGGAUUAUUAUAUACUUCACGUUGGUCAAGGAAUUGUCUGUCACAAUUGGACCGGAUUCUUAUAUUUGAUUUAUACUCAUAACAUUUAUCCUACGGACUCGUUUGAUUAUUUCUCGCCGCUUGGAUGAACGUACAAACUACUCGAUAAGUUUAUAUUUAAUUCCCUGUCAAGGCUAAGACAGUUCUUUUAAUCUAUUACUUGGAUACGCAUAGCAAAGAAGCGAGAAAACACCUCUUCAGUAUUGGUACGAACUCAACCAAGUAAUUUGAGUCAGUUAAUUAAAAAAGACUGGAAUUUAUGUAGAAGGCGACACAGAGCUUCGAGGAGAAUCUAUUCUGGUAACCGAUUUUGUAGGAAUUACGUAAACUAUUUUCCUGAGCUUGGAGGGAUAAUAACAACGAAGCCGGGUUAACUUUCAGAAUAACAGAAGCUAGAAUUCGUCCAAACUCGUUAAUACCAUAGUUAAAUAUGUCACGAUUGACCUAAAAUUUAUCGAGGUUAAGCAUUCCGUGUGUGAAGUGGCAAGGGGUCUUAGAAAAUAAGAAAAGCGUAAGAUUUCCUGAUAAUUUUUCAGGAUAAUUCACUUCGAAAGUUUUAAUUUGUUUCCCGGAUGACAGAUGUCAACGUCUGUGUAAAUAGAGGACUGCAAGAACCAAAGUGAAUGAGAUAGCCAAUCUACAUAAAGAUACAGAUAAAAAAACACUUAAAACGUACGUGAAUAUAUUCACGUCACCUAAUACAUCUAUAUUUCCAUUCAAUACGUAUUGGCAAGAAUCCAAAAGGACACACGACAUAACAUUUACAAGCGAUGAAAGUGAAAAUGUUUUCGUUAAUUCUUCGAGCAGUUUUAUCGCUGUUUAAUCUCCUGGCUUUCGGAUUCUUCAUCUGCUUAUUAUAUUUCAUCGACGAAGAAAACAAGUAUUUUUUCAAAUGGUUUUUGGGAAACGAAACUAGUCGGUUGGUUUAUGAUCGCUACAGGGUAUCAAUCUUCCCUGCAUGGUGGAUAAGGUACCUAGUCUAUACUCUCUUCGCUUGGCAAGGGCUUUGGAUGGUCUUUGCUGUUGCAAUACUCUUCAAGAAGAAAUUCCCUGACGCCUUAAACUUUCUAUUCUACGUACUAUUCAUCUCUUCCAGCGGUCUGGAAAUCGCUUUUAUAAUCUUUGUCAGCCGGAAUAUGAUACUUCCAGCGUGUGUAGCGAGUUUUUCUGCGGUGUCCCUCAAGGUCUUCGCCUUGGUCCUCUCGUACGUAAAGUUUGAAUAUGAAUACGAACAUGAGGAGCACAGCCUUGGCGAUUUCUGGGGAUUUCAGCUUCUAAUAUUGAAUGGACUAGUCGGGUAUGUAGUAGUCUUAUGGUUCAACAGCUUAAUGUGGUUAUCAAUCGUACUAAACCACAGAAAUGGCGUCCCAGAACUAACCACGACCACAGUUUCUCUAACUUUGGCCAUCACAUCGGCAAUAAUAUGGUUUAUUCUUGAAAAUCUCGUUUUCCUGUGGAUAACUCGGUUUACGUUCAGCAUUUAUCCCGUCUCGAUAGUUACUCUAACAGCCAGCUUACUGGAAAACUGGAACCCUUCUUCCAGAAACUCUAUAAUCCUGGCUGUUCUUUUGGGGAUCGUGUGCCUGUUCUUUGCACUUCAUGUCAUUCGCGUAACGUUCAGACUAGUACGGGCGAGACGGUCGUACGCUACGCGCAACGCUAAGCGCAAAGCUAAGAACCAAAAAUUUCUUAAUAGCAUUGAAUUCAUGACCACUAGAUUUUAAAAGUUUUUAUUUUAGCAGUUGAGUUUUACAUUUAUUU